Molecule: messenger RNA, 2351 nt
Organism: Drosophila grimshawi
Lineage: Eukaryota; Metazoa; Arthropoda; Insecta; Diptera; Drosophilidae
Gene: opa
Product: pair-rule protein odd-paired
Exons: 3
Coding region: 135-2144 (669 amino acids)
Biological process (GO): regulation of transcription by RNA polymerase II; central nervous system development
Cellular component (GO): nucleus
Molecular function (GO): RNA polymerase II cis-regulatory region sequence-specific DNA binding; DNA-binding transcription factor activity, RNA polymerase II-specific
Source: RefSeq, a predicted model, not a curated record
CUGUGUGUGCCUGGGUGAUUUUUUGGUGUUGUGUGUGAUGGGCGCUUGAGUUGAGCGUGCGAAAGCCCCUUGUGUUUUAUAUUUAUACGAAGACGAAUCGAAUUGAAAACUUGUAAACUUGUCGAGGCAGCAAAAUGAUGAUGAACGCUUUCAUUGAGCCCGCUCAGCAUCAUUUGGCCAGCUAUGGGCUGCGCAUGUCACCCAAUACAACGGCCAGCAAUCAGCAGCUGGACAUGCAACAGCAGCAACAGCAACAACAACAGCAGCAGCAACACCAGCAACAACAACAGCAGCAACAGCAACAGCAGCAACAGCAGCAGCAGCAACAACAACAGCAACAACAACAGCAGCAGCAGCAACAGCAACAACUGGAGGGCAGCGCAGAGUCCACUGCAUUGGCAGCGGCGGCUUAUCAAAACUCCGGCUAUGGACAUUUCAAUAGUUAUGCUUCCCGUGAUUUCCUCCUGGGUCGACGAGGUGAAGCAUCGGAUUAUGCUGGCGCCGCUGCAGCAGCGGCAGCAGCCGUAACAGCGCCGACAGCUGCCAGCGCCGCUGAUUCGAUGCUCUUCUCCAGUUUCCCCGCACAGGCGGCGGAGCUGAGCAGCAGCUUUGGCCAGCAUGCGUUCCACAGCCAUCAUCAUCAUCAGCAUCAGAUGCGUAUGGCCGACUAUGCCACACAUCCGUAUGCCCAGCAUCAUCAUCACAGCAAUUUUCCGUCGGCAGUGCAUGCGGCACAUCAUCAUGCGGCUGCGGCACAUGCCGCACAUGCCCAUCAUCCGCAUCAUGCGAUGUCCGCAAUGCAUCCGGCGGGAGCUGGUGCAUUUCUGCGGUAUAUGCGACACCAGCCGGCAACGGCGGCAUCCAGCGUUAAGCAGGAGAUGCAAUGCCUGUGGAUUGAUCCGGAUCAACCGGGUCUCGUCCAGCAGCAGCAGCAGCAGACGCAGGCUGGCGGCCGGAAGACAUGCAACAAGGUGUUUCAUUCGAUGCACGAGAUCGUCACGCAUCUGACCGUGGAGCAUGUGGGCGGGCCGGAGUGCACCACCCAUGCCUGCUUCUGGAUUGGUUGCUCGCGCAACGGUCGUCCCUUUAAGGCCAAAUAUAAGCUGGUGAAUCACAUACGCGUCCAUACCGGCGAGAAGCCGUUCGCCUGCCCGCAUCCCGGUUGCGGCAAGGUCUUUGCCCGCAGCGAGAACCUCAAGAUACACAAACGCACCCACACGGGCGAGAAGCCUUUCAAGUGCGAGCACGAGGGCUGCGAUCGGCGUUUUGCCAACUCGUCGGACCGCAAGAAGCACUCGCAUGUGCACACCUCGGACAAGCCCUACAACUGUCGCAUCAAUGGCUGUGAUAAGUCCUACACGCAUCCCUCCUCGCUGCGCAAACACAUGAAGGUGCAUGGCAACAUUGACGAGAAGUCACCGUCGCAUGGCUAUGAUAGCGAGGGCGAGGAGAGCUCCAGCUCGAGCAUUGUGACGGGCGGUGCUCAGACGCCGCCAUCGACGCGCUUGGAUGGCAGCGCCGGCAGCAGCAGCGGCGUCAGCAGCUUGAGCGGUGGCAGCGGCAUUAAAUCAUCCCCGCACUCCAUCAAAUCGGAACCGAAUCCGUUGCAUAGUGUGCAUUUGGGUGCCUCCAGCACGGGCAGCAGCAGCACAGCCAGUAGCAAUGCCUCCCACCUGUUGCAGCAACAGCAGCAGCAGCAACAACAGCAGCAGCAACAACAACAGCAACAGCAACAACAGCAACAGCAGCAACAACAACUUGCCGUACAUCAGUCGCUGCACGCGGAAUCGAAAUCCUCGCCUGCAUUGCAACUGAUGGCCACAUCUGCGUAUCUGCCGCCACCGUUGGGACCACCGCCAUCGCAUCAUCAUCACCAUCAUCAUCAGAUGCCGGGCAGCACGGUGGCGGCAGCAGCGGCGGCUGCGUCACCAGGUGCAGCUGCCUCGGCAUCCAUGCUGGCCGUCACCGGGCAUCAUAAUCAUCAUUUACUGUAUCAUCCGGCGGCGCAGCAUCAUCCGCCCAGCGAUUGGUAUCAUACGGCCGCACCGGCGGGCAGUGCGGAGGCAAUGAAUCCAUUGAAUCAUUUCGGACACCAUCAUCAUCAUCAUCAUCUAAUGCAUCCAGGCGCGGCGACGGCGUAUUGAGAUUGGGAGAACUGGUGGCCCGAGGAGCCGCCUCCGCCGGCAGCAGCACAGGCGGUGGUCGGUGUGCCGCCAGAGGAGCCGUCGCCAUCGUUGGACUGGUUCUGCUGUCAGCGGCUGCAGAAUUUGGCGCUUGUCGCGCAAUGUGAAAACCAAAUAUUUCUGAAGUUGAAGAAAGCACUUUAAACUUUUUACCUGAUAAUUGAAAAA